This is a messenger RNA of Moneuplotes crassus, 430 nucleotides long. The record is from the annotation of a GenBank genome assembly. NCBI's taxonomy places the organism in Eukaryota, Ciliophora, Spirotrichea, Euplotida, Euplotidae.
UUUGAAAAGUAAAUAAAGUCAAUAUGGCAUAUAAUGAUCUUUACUUGAUCUAGCAAACACAUAUAAGUUUAUGGCCCCAUCCUGUAUUUUGAAAAAUGAUAUUUUUCUCAAGAAUUGAACUAGAGACUUAUAUCCAUGAUCAUAUAACUUCUUGAGAUACAACUUAGUAAAUUUUAAACUAGCUUCUUCAAUAGUCAAACUUGUCUGUUCUUAUUUAUCUUAGAAAUUUCUUACCAUCGCGUUUGAAAAUCAGAGUAGGCUGUUACAAUUCUCCCAACCUAUCAUUAUUUGAUAGAACAUUUUAAGUCCUUGAUAUUCGUAACCUUGAGAAUUCAAUGAAGCGUUCCAGUAAGACAAGAUCGUUAUGACACACAGAGCAAUCUUAGUCGUUUACUAUACUUGCUGAAAUGAUUCAUUUAUAUAUAAACUG